AUUUGUGUGUAGUAGAGACACUCCCACUGGCUGUGGCUGUCAUAGUAGUUUCCAAAUCCACUGCGCAUGCGCAGUAUACAUUCAGAGGGGCGACGCAACGGUCCUACUCGUACAAGAACAGAUCAAAACAGACGCUUUACUUAAGAUUCUGUGCACUCGGUUUCUAUUUCUCACCACAUUUAUAUAAGAGCAAGUUUCACGACAUCCAGGAGACUGAAACACAAGGAAAAAGAAACCAGACUAAACCGAAACUAGUAACACAUUUACGCAGUCACACGCCAGCUACUCAAGAUCAGUCCAAUGGCAACGUCAUGUGUGACCAAGGUGGAGCUGACAGUCUCCUGUGAAAACCUGCUGGAUAUGGAUGUGGGGUCUAAAUCUGACCCGCUGUGUGUCCUGCUCAUGAACACGUCAGGAAACCAGUGGUUUGAGGUCGACCGCACCGAGAGAGUUAAGAACUGCUUAAGCCCAAAAUUUGCUAAGAAGUUUGUCGUCGAUUACUACUUCGAGCUCGUUCAGAAACUCAGAUUUGGCCUUUAUGAUAUUGACAAUAAAACCGUUGAUUUGAGCGAUGAUGACUUCCUGGGCGAAUUCGAGUGCUCGUUGGGUCAGAUUGUUUCCAGUAGCAAGUUGACGAGACCUUUGGUGCUGAAGAACAAGAGACCUGCAGGAAAGGGAACGAUUACGAUCAGUGCAGAGGAAAUCAAGGACAACAGAGUUGUGAAUUUUGAGAUGGAGGCCAGAAAACUGGAUAAGAAGGAUUUAUUUGGAAAAUCAGACCCCUACCUGGAAUUUUACAGGCAGACGGAAACAGGCUGGCAGCUUGCUCACAGAACUGAGGUGGUGAAGAACAACUUGAAUCCUUGCUGGAGGCCUUUUAAAAUCCCUCUACGAUCUCUCUGUGCAGGAGACAUGGAGAAACCAAUCAAGGUUGAAUGUUACGAUUAUGACAACGAUGGAUCUCAUGAUUUGAUAGGGAUUUUUGAGACCAAUAUGAAGCGCCUGCAGGAUGCUUCCCGCACCGCUCCGGCCGAGUUUGAGUGCAUAAACAGUAAGAAGAAACAGAAGAAGAAAAAUUAUAAGAACUCUGGAGUCGUGAGUGUGAAAGUUUGUCAGAUUACUAGGGAAUACACCUUUCUGGACUACAUCAUGGGAGGCUGCCAAAUAAAUUUUACUGUGGGCAUAGACUUCACAGGGUCCAAUGGUGACCCCAGGUCACCUGAUUCCUUACAUUACAUCAGCCCUCAAGGUGUGAACGAAUAUCUCUCAGCCAUCUGGUCAGUUGGCCUUGUGGUCCAGGACUACGACAGUGACAAAAUGUUUCCUGCGUUUGGAUUUGGUGCUCAGAUUCCACCCUCAUGGCAGGUGUCUCAUGAGUUUCCUCUCAACUUCAAUCCCGCAAAUCCAUUCUGUGCAGGUGUGGAAGGUGUGGUGGAGGCCUACAGGAUGUGCCUUCCUCAGGUCAAACUUUACGGGCCCACGAACUUCUCUCCUAUUAUUAACCACGUGGCUCGUUUCGCACAGCAGGCUUUACAGCAGAACACAGCGUCGCAAUACUUUGUCCUGCUGAUUAUAACGGACGGAGUGAUCACUGACAUGGAUCAGACGCGUGGAGCUAUAGUCGCCGCCUCUCGCUUGCCCAUGUCAAUCAUCAUUGUGGGCGUAGGCAAAGCCGACUUCACAGAUAUGGAGAUUCUGGAUGGAGAUGACGGACGACUGAGGUCUAUCACGGGAGAACCGGCCGUACGAGACAUUGUGCAGUUCGUGCCCUUCAGAAAGUUCCAGAAUUCUCCUAAAGAGGAGCUUGCUAAGUGUGUUCUGGCGGAGGUUCCUGGUCAGGUCGUCACCUUCUUUAACAUGAUGAAGCUCCCGCCUCUGAAGUCAAACACUCCAGUUGCCGCUCCAAAUGAGCAGACACAGAACUGAUGGACCUGUUUCCUUCCUUCAUACUGCAUGCAACCCCACAACUGGACAUCACCGUCCUGCUAAUCUAACCAUAGGCUUUGUUAAACAGAUAAACCACUAGAUACGUUUGGUUUGUGUUGGUUUAAAAUUUCAGUUAAUUUGUUUACUUUUUUGAUCAUUUUGUAUUUAUUUACAUGUUUAAUUCUGACAAAUGAUCUUGCAGUCAUCUAUUAUAGAGCAUGUAUGGACUCAAGUAUCCUACUCUAAAUGAUCAGUUACUGGAAGAAUCCUCCUGAAUAUUAGACAUUUUGAGAGGGAUUUUAAGUUUAAAGUCAACAUUGUUGGCAUUGCAGGUGAGAUGACCAAACACAGCAAUGGUAUGAAGGCAUUUUUACAUUUAUUUUUACAUUCAUUCCUGCUAACUCCGUACAAAAUUGUUUACAGUCAGCAUUAUCCCAUUCAUUUUUCAUGUCAUUAUCAUUCUUUACGUCUUAUAAUUUUAUAUCUGUAUAUGAUCUUUUUUAAAUCAGUGCCUCGCAAAAUUACAUAUAUGUAAUGCAUAAUGUCAGAUUGAUCACAUUAAUGUGUCUGAUUGUUUUAAGUUGCAUCUUGCAUAUCAUAUGGAAGCUUUUUAGAUUGCCAAGUUUUAUUUUUGACCAGAAUGCACAUAAAACUGAAGCCACUGCGGAAUGGUGCUCAGGUCUCAAUCUGUACAGAUGAAAGCCAUAGUUACUGACAUCUGGAUCGGUCAGCGAUCCUGUUAUGUGCCUGAAUGCACUAUGCAUUAAUACGAUAAUAAUAAUAUGCAAAGGUAAUCAGCUUUUUGGAUCAGUAUUAACUGUUUAAGAUGCAGAAGAAGUUUGUUUCACAUUUAAUUACAGGUCUCUAACAGCACAUGCUCAACUAGAGCAGAGAAGAAUAUAUUAGAUCAUCUUAUAUGUAUUUUAAAUAAAGCUAUUUUGUUUAAUCAGAUACAGUAUGAUUAUAAUGUAACAUGACAGCUCAGCCAUGUAUGAUGUGCUUUGCUGAUAUGUCUUGCAUGUGUGCCUGUAGCAUGUCUUGUUUCACAUACGGUAAAUAAAGUACCCAAAAGUGACAUUAUUUUUUUUGCAAUAUUAUUGAGAUGCAAUGAAUAAAGAUGACAAUGAAACUGUA
This is a messenger RNA of Labeo rohita (rohu), 3060 nucleotides long. It is a transcript of the gene cpne3, whose product is annotated as copine III. Lineage: Eukaryota; Metazoa; Chordata; Actinopteri; Cypriniformes; Cyprinidae. Gene Ontology annotation, biological process: cellular response to calcium ion; ERBB2 signaling pathway. Gene Ontology annotation, cellular component: plasma membrane. The coding region runs from base 301 to 1926 and encodes 541 amino acids. The record is from RefSeq and is a predicted model, not a curated record. Gene Ontology annotation, molecular function: receptor tyrosine kinase binding; calcium-dependent phospholipid binding. The transcript has 16 exons.